AUGAAAGACAUGAUGAGUGAUGAGAAAGGAAAAGAGAGAAAUAGGAAAAGAAAACACGUUGCUGAGGAGGUUGAGAAUGAAUCAAGAGAGAUUGGUAAAUCAAUGUCUUCCAACAGAAGUGAUAUCAACGCAAAACGUGUUAUCCUUCGCAUGGUGAUACGUGUUUCCCUUAGCAUGGCGAAAUAUUUGUUGUUGAAAGAUUCGAAGGAGAAGAACAUGGUGUUUUCGCCAUUGUCACUUCACCUUGUGCUCAGCAUGAUUGCUGCUGGUUCAGAUGGCUCCACACUUGACGAGCUUCUCUUAUUCCUCGGAUCCAAAUCCACUGACCAACUCAACUCCUUCGCCUCUCAGCUCGUCUCCACUAUGCUCUCCGAUGCUUCUUCUGCCGGCGGCCCUCACCUCUGUUUUGCCAACGGUGUGUGGGUUGAACAAUCUCUUCCUGUUCACCAUUCCUUCAAACAAAUCAUGAAUGCUGAUUAUAAGGCCACUUUAGCCUCUGUUGAUUUCUGCACUAAGGCAGAUCAAGUGGCCAAUGAAGUAAAUUCAUGGGUUAAAACAAAGACCAAGGGCCUUAUCAAGGACCUUCUUCCUCGUGAAUCACUUAAUAGCUUAACGAGGCUCAUCCUUGCAAAUGCAUUGUACUUUAAAGGUGCAUGGGAGGAAAAGUUUGAUGCUUCAAUGACUAAAGACGGUAAUUUUCACCUUCUUAAUGGUACCACCGUCAAGGUUCCUUUCAUGGUCAGCAAUGAGAAACAGUUUAUUAGUGAUUUCUAUGGUUACAAAGUCCUUGGUCUCCCUUAUAAGCAAGAUUAUAGGCAGGGUGAAGAUAAGCGUCAGUUCUCCAUGUACUUCUUUCUUCCCGAUGCAAAAGAUGGACUAUCAACUUUGGUUGAGAAUGUGACUUUAGAACCAGCUUUCCUGGAAAGCAAGCUUCCUAAUAAAAAAGUGGAGGUUUAUGACUUCAGAAUUCCCAAAUUCAAAAUCUCUGUUGGGUUUGAAGCUUCUGAUAUUCUUAAGGAGCUAGGAGUGACGUCAUCUUUCUUAGAUGAUGCAAAUUUGGCGAAAAUGAUCGACUCUCCUUCCGCGGAUCAAAACCUAUAUGUUUCCAAGAUAUUUCACAAGUCUUUCAUUGAAAUAAAUGAAGAAGGCACUAAAGCUGCUGCCACAGCUAGUGAUCAAUGGGAGCGAGGCAGCAAUUGUAGACCGACUCCUCGGCCGGUAACCUUUGUUGCUGACCAUCCAUUCUUGUUCGUAAUCAGGGAAGAUUUGACUGGAACAAUUCUAUUUAUAGGGCAGGUGCUCAAUCCAUUUGCCGGGCACAUGGGAGAACAUAUAUAA
Messenger RNA from Lotus japonicus, 1338 nucleotides. RefSeq names its product serpin-ZX-like. The transcript has 2 exons. The record is from RefSeq and is a predicted model, not a curated record. Gene Ontology annotation, molecular function: serine-type endopeptidase inhibitor activity. Lineage: Eukaryota; Viridiplantae; Streptophyta; Magnoliopsida; Fabales; Fabaceae. Bases 1 to 1338 code for a protein of 445 amino acids.